This is a messenger RNA of Zingiber officinale, 2089 nucleotides long. RefSeq names its product protein BONZAI 1-like. Gene Ontology annotation, molecular function: calcium-dependent phospholipid binding. The record is from RefSeq and is a predicted model, not a curated record. Gene Ontology annotation, biological process: cellular response to calcium ion. The transcript is spliced from 15 exons. The coding region runs from base 164 to 1978 and encodes 604 amino acids. Gene Ontology annotation, cellular component: plasma membrane. NCBI's taxonomy places the organism in Eukaryota, Viridiplantae, Streptophyta, Magnoliopsida, Zingiberales, Zingiberaceae.
UCUUUCCUGCGCUUGCUGUCCCACUCCUGCUUCCGCUGCUAGUUCUUCGUCUCUUCUGAAUGCUUCUUCCCCUGCUCUGCUAGCGUCGUCGCCGUAGGAAGCGCCUUAUUCCGCCCCUUUUCCUCCUCCUCCUCCUCGCUCUCAGACAGGUGGAUUUCGUCCCAUGGGAAACUGCUUCUCCGAAGAUGGCCACGGCCUGCGCCCGGGCUACGGCGCCGCUGUUGGCGCCGGGAUGAAUAGCGCCGGCGCAGUCGGUAGCUCAGACAUCUUUCCCACGUCUCGAGGAUCCCGUAUUCCUUUCACCCAGAUCGAGCUGUCUCUAUCUGCUUCAAACUUGAGUGACUCUGAUGCACUGCCACAGUGUGAUCCUUUAGCUGUUGUUUAUGCCAAACAAAAAGAUGGGAAUCUUGUAGAGAUUGGUCGGACUGAAGUGGUACUAAAUACAGUAAAUCCAGCAUGGAAUGGAAAGGUUAUCAUGAACUUUGAAUUUGAGGUUCCGCAACAUGUAGUAUUUCACAUUUUUGACAUUGACUCACAGUUUCAUCAUGUACCAGAGAAGAUGCUUAAGUUGGAAGAGCAACAACUUCUAGGCGAAGCAAGUUGUCUUCUCUCUGAGGUAGUUGCUAAACCCACCCGAUCAGUAACACUACAUCUUGACCAGACAGAAAAGAAUAGGACUCAUCUCAGAACUUCAGGCAAGCUAAAUGUUCAUGUUGAAGAGUGUCUUGGCGCAAAAUCUAUUAUAGAAAUAGUGUUACGCUGUUCGGAGUUAGAAAACAAAGAUCUCUUCUCAAAAAGUGACCCUUUCUUGUUGAUUUCUAGAACUGAGGAUGGAGUACUUACACCAAUUUGCAAGACCGAAGUGAAAAAGAAUGAUCGCAAUCCAAUGUGGAAACCAAUUAUUGUGAAUCUUCAACAAACUUUUAGUGAAGAAAACCCUCUCAUUAUUGAGUGUUUUAAUUUCAGCAGCACUGGCAAACAUGAUCUGAUUGGAAAGGUUGUUAAAUCAUUAGCUGAACUAGAAAAGCUUCACCAAAAUCGUCAUGGGGAGAGUCUCGUUCUACCUCAUGAUAAUGAGGAUAAGGUGUUGAAAAGCCAGAUUUUUGUGGAACAAUUUUCACGAUCCAAAAGUAAAACUUUCUUGGAUUAUAUCUCGGAAGGAUGUGAACUGAAUCUGAUGGUUGCAAUUGAUUUCACAGCCUCAAAUGGAAAUCCGCGCCUACCUGAUUCGUUGCACUACAUUGACCCCUCAGGUCGGCCAAAUGCUUAUCAGAGAGCAAUCCUAGAAGUUGGAGAGGUAUUGAUGCAUUAUGAUGCACAUAAACGCUUUCCUGCCUGGGGCUUUGGAGCAAGGCCUAUUGAUGGUCCUGUUUCUCAUUGUUUUAACCUAAACGGAAGCACUUAUCAGCCUGAGGUAGAAGGUAUUCAAGGUAUAAUGUCAGCUUAUAUAAGCGCUCUACGGAAUGUAUCAUUGGCCGGUCCUACCCUUUUUGGCCAUGUAAUUAAUGCCGCUGCACAAAUUGCUGGGCAGUCACUGAGUAAUGGUGAAAAAAAGUACUUUGUAUUGCUGAUAGUCACAGUAUGUAACUUUAAAUAUUUUUUUAUCCAAAUUGUUGUGAUUGUAUUUUUAUACUGCAAAAUGUUUCUCCAGGAUGGUGUGAUUACUGAUUUGCAGGAGACUAAAGAUGCAUUGGUAAAGGCUUCUGAUUUACCUUUGUCAAUUCUCAUCGUUGGAGUUGGCGGGGCUGAUUUCAAAGAGAUGGAGACGCUAGAUGCAGAUAAAGGUGAGCGAAUAGAGAGCUUGACUGGGAGAGUUGCAUCACGAGCUAUAGUGCAGUUUGCUGCUAUGCGUGAUGUGAAAAGUGGUGAGAUAUCAGUGAUUCAGACACUUCUUGCUGAAUUACCAGGACAGAUUAUGAGUUACAUAAAGUCGAGGGAUAUUGAUGGAUCUUUUUCUUUGCCAAUGGAUAUUGACUGACCUAAUUGAUUCUUUUUUUUUUCUGCCAUCUCAUCUUUCACACUUUAAUUUUUUUUCUCUUUUUUGUUGUAAUUUUUACCUUGGAGCAAAAGUUCAUUGUUUUUGGUCUCA